AUGGCAAGGGAAGUUAAGUUCAGACAGCAAUGGUCAGAAAACCCAGGUUCCCCGCCGCCGUUUGCCCAGCCCGCCGUCCAACUCGGAGAAGAAAACAUGGCGGAGGACGCGAACGCGGUAGAAUCGCUGUGGGAAGAAGUGAGAGAACUGAGCUUGGGGAAUUCAGUAGAACGACUGGACUCGCCGCCGUCAUCGCUCGACUUCCUCCGCCGCUUCGUCUCCGCCAACAAGCCCUGCAUCAUCUCCAACGCCGUCUCUCAUUGGCCGGCACUCUCCCUCUGGCAGGACCACAACUACCUCACCCGAUCCCUCUCCGAUUCCCUCGUCUCCCUCCACCUCACCCCCGACGGCCGCGCCGAUUCCCUCGUCCCGCUCUCUUCCGGCUCUCUAUGCUUCGCCUCCGCGCACGUGGAGCGCGUCCCUUUCCCUCGCGCUCUCCAAUUCGUUCUCGACAGCAGCAGCAGAAAGAGCGAGGGGGCGAGUACUCGAGAUCCUUCUAUCGCCUACUUGCAGCAGCAGAACGAUUGCUUCCGGGAGGAGUACUCGGCGCUGAGCGGCGACUGCGAUCCGCACAUACCUUGGGCGACGGAGGCUCUCGGAUGUCCGCCGGAGGCCGUGAAUCUUUGGAUUGGGAACCAUUUGUCGGAGACGUCUUUCCAUAAGGACCACUACGAGAAUCUCUACGCCGUGGUUUCCGGGGAGAAGCAUUUCUUGCUGCUCCCUCCUACUGAUGUUCACCGGAUGUACAUUCGCGAUUACCCAGCCGCUCACUACUCUUGUGAUCUGGAAGGCGGGAAAUUUAGGUUGGAGAUGGAGGAGCCGGCGAGGUUUGUUCCAUGGUGCAGUGUGAAUCCUUACCCUUCACCGGAGACCAAAAAAGUCGAAGUUUCUAAGUUCCCUAUGUAUUUCAAUGGUCCAAAGCCAUUUCAUUGUACGGUCAGGGCAGGAGACAUUCUUUACCUGCCUAGUAUGUGGUUUCAUCAUGUUCGACAGAGUCCAGACGAGAGAGGCUGCACCAUUGCCGUAAACUACUGGUAUGAUAUGCAGUUUGAUAUCAAGUAUGCUUAUUUCAACUUCUUGCAAUCGAUUCAUCACAGACCAAGAUCGUCAAGAAACAGAUUGGAAGACUUGGAUGAGGAUGCCGAUGAAGAUGAAGAUGAAUAA
This is a messenger RNA of Linum tenue, 1164 nucleotides long. The record is from the annotation of a GenBank genome assembly. Lineage: Eukaryota; Viridiplantae; Streptophyta; Magnoliopsida; Malpighiales; Linaceae.